Messenger RNA from Vitis riparia (riverbank grape), 1196 nucleotides. Its product is annotated as ethylene-responsive transcription factor 5-like. The coding region runs from base 195 to 977 and encodes 260 amino acids. Gene Ontology annotation, biological process: ethylene-activated signaling pathway; regulation of DNA-templated transcription. Lineage: Eukaryota; Viridiplantae; Streptophyta; Magnoliopsida; Vitales; Vitaceae. Gene Ontology annotation, molecular function: DNA binding; DNA-binding transcription factor activity. The record is from RefSeq and is a predicted model, not a curated record. The transcript has a single exon.
CCACUCUCUCGUCUCCACAAUUAUUGAAUUGAAGAUUCUUCCCUCUGACCCAGAAACCUCGACCGAAACCUCGUCUUUCCAUAUCUGUUUUUCUACGACACAACAUUCUCUUGUGCAUAUAGAACUCCACCACACUCACUCCUCUUCACUACUCCCAGCUCUCUCUCUCUCUCUCACUGGGAUUUAUCUCCAACAUGGCAGAUAAAGUUUCAUCAUUUCAACUCGUCCACCAGCAACUCCUUUCCGACUUUGAAUGUGUGGAAACCAUCGUUUCUGAUGUAGGUGAAGCAUCGCAAGCUUCAACUUCUGAAUCAAGCGUUUCCACCUCACAUAUUGUUCAAGUCUCUGAUUACUUGAAACCCAAUGAACAUGAAAAUAACUCUUUUUUCCUCCACCGCUCUACCUCUGCUCCAUCUGGGGUCCUCCAGUUUGAAACCAAAUCCCAAAAAACUUCCUCAUUAAGUCAACGGCGACCCCCACUCAGCAUCUCAGUUCCUUCACCACCCACUUCUCAGCCCUCAACGGCGCCAGUUGCCGGCGAGAUCAGGCACUAUAGAGGGGUCAGGCGAAGGCCAUGGGGGAAAUUCGCGGCGGAGAUUCGGGACUCAAAUCGGAGAGGAUCGAGGGUAUGGCUGGGGACCUUCGAGACAGCCAUUGAAGCCGCCAGGGCUUAUGAUCGAGCAGCUUUCAAGAUGCGUGGUUCCAAAGCCAUUCUCAAUUUCCCCCUUGAAGCAGGGAAUUGGUCGGGUUCUGACCCACCGGCCACAUCCGGCCGUAAAAGGGAGAGAGAUUGUGAGACCGAAGUGAGAGAACAAGUGGAGAUAAAGGUUUUAAAGCAAGAAGAAGUGGAGUUUCCGAAAUCUGACAGCACAGCGGCGGCAGCAAGUGUUUUGGGGAUCAGUCCAUUAACGCCGUCGAGUUGGAGAGCAGUCUGGGAAGAGAGAGAGAUGAAGGGAAUAUUCAAUUUGCCACCGUAAACGCCAUCAUCACCCCAUCAUUGGAUAGCGUAUUCUCAACUCAUAGUUGAAUGAGAGUUCUCACCGGCAAUUGAAGUUUGAUGGACUUGAUUUAUUUCAUAAAUUAAUGUUAUUGAAUUUGUUUAUUCUUUUAAUUAUGUAUAAGUUUUCUUGCUUGACUGUUGUUUCUCCAAAAUUAUUUAUCAAGAGUUUGUCAUAUAAAAAGUCAUAUUUUUCCUA